This is a messenger RNA of Chaetomium globosum CBS 148.51, 1074 nucleotides long. RefSeq lists its product as uncharacterized. NCBI's taxonomy places the organism in Eukaryota, Fungi, Ascomycota, Sordariomycetes, Sordariales, Chaetomiaceae. The record is from RefSeq and is a predicted model, not a curated record. The transcript is spliced from 2 exons. Bases 1 to 1074 code for a protein of 357 amino acids.
AUGCAUAUCGCUCGUGUUGCAGUUACCCUUGCUCUUGCGGCUAGCACCACCAAUGCGCUGCCGUGGAUCAAGUCUCGGGGUGACCCCAAUGCCCCGGGAGUGAACGCAGACAAUCUCGAUACUACUCGAGAGGUUCACGGGAAGGGGUCAUCCCCCGACUCCAUGCAUCCCUCCAUGAAAAUGGUUGCCUCUUCGAACCAGCCGGUCCAGCAAGAGAUGAUGGAAGAUUCGUCUUUGAGCGUUUCCCAGCAGAUGUUUUUGGACCAGGAGCAUGACAUCAAGCCCGAUCUCGCCGCCGCCGCAGCUCCCUAUAGGCAGUCCAAAGAGAUGAUUCAACUCACGAGGGCUACCGAGCCUCAGCUCAGUGGUGAGGGCUCGGUCAUGUCUUCUUGCUCCAGCGAGAUGCCCGCUGUUCAGCAAAAGGCCAUGGACAUCCAGGACCACGGUGCGGCUACGGACGUUAGUCGCUCGGAGAACAAGAUCAACAACUUCGCAGUCAAAGCUCGCGAGCUUUUCAGGGUCUUUGGUCAGGCUUGGGACCAGCGAGCCAAACUCGAACAUGGCGAGCAACAACAGGGAACGGUGAAGUACACCGCCAACGCCAACCAGGACAAGAGCCAGGUGUCCCUGCCCACAGACAGAGAGAAUCCAGUGAACGUCCAGAAGCAACAGGCCGCAGACUCAAUGUGGCAGGCAGAGAAGGUUCGGCAAGUGAGGAACCAUGAGAGCUACAACCAGAGGCCAGAAAACGAAUCCGCAGACAUCGACGGCCAGCAGCACAGUGCCAUGCCCCAGAACCAGAAUUACGCCCGGUCGCACAUGGAUGGAUCUAAUGUCCAAGCUCACGAGAUGGAGCAGAUGAACGGUUGGCAGAGUCUAGACCGCGAGCAGCACCAAGAGCACAUGAAUAUGCGUGAGACCAAGUGCCGGCACCAACAGCAGCAGAUGCAGGAGCAGGAACAGAUGCAGGAGCAGAUGCAAGUUCGGCCAGAAAUGGCAGAAGACCUCCAGUCCGCCAUGAAUGACAUCCACCGGCUCAUGCCUAGUCAGUCCCAUCGCGGGAUACCUGUUUAG